AUGGCGGAGGAAGAUGAGUUUGAAAUUCCUCUAACAUGGGAUCCGGCGCUUGAUCUCUUCCUCAGCAAGCCAGUAGAAGAGCAGAAGAAGCCAAACAAUUGGACAAGCCAAACAAUGAGUAUUUAUUCAAAUGCUCAAUCAUUCCUUACUGUUAUUAAUGGAGAUAAGCCUCCACCACCACCACCUCCUCCAAAGAGAAAUGUAGGUGGUACAAAAGAGGAACUUUUACGGAAAAUUAUACUCAAGCCAUUAUCACCAAGAAAGAAAGUAAUUAUCCCAGGUACAAAAGUUUUAGUUAAGCAAAGAAAUAAGUAUGGAAUAGAACAAAUCAUUUGUCAACGUAAUAAGCGAAAAAUUAUGUCAGCUCUUGAACCAGCUUUGGAACUGUUCAACCCCGAUGAUUUUCAGGAAGAUACCUCUCGUUCUAAAAGUACUGUUCGUGCUUUUACAAUACCAAUGAAAGAAUCCCUCCUCAAAGGCUUCAGAAAAUAA
Molecule: messenger RNA, 492 nt
Organism: Trichomonas vaginalis G3
Lineage: Eukaryota; Parabasalia; Trichomonadida; Trichomonadidae
Exons: 1
Coding region: 1-492 (163 amino acids)
Source: RefSeq, a predicted model, not a curated record